AUGGUAAAGACGAAGUUCACAAGGAAUGGAAGGGAGGUAAUGAUUUUCGGAGCGAUGAGAAAUUUCGAUUACGGGAGUGACGAAGCGAUUCAAGAGUCGAAGAAGGGUGGAGAACGCGAUGCUUCUGUGAGUUUGUCAUCGCCGGAGAGAUCGAGGAUCCGUAAAGGCGUUGAAGGGAUUUCAAUGUUGGCAUCUACAGAGGCGUCGAAGGCGUCGAAGACAAGGCGGGGAACUUCAUAUGGGUCGCCUGCGUCAUCUCCGGAGAAGACCACGAGGCGGGGAACUUCAUAUGGGUCGCCAUCUCCGGUGAAGGCCACGAGGCGUGGUUCAACUCUGUCUCCUAGAGUUGCGAAGAAGCAGAAGGUAAAUGUGGCUUCUUCUGGUGAUGACAAAGAAGAAUGGCCAGAGACUGAGAUGUUGGCAUCAACAGUUGCGAAGAAGACAAGGCGGGGAACUUCAUAUGGUGGGUCGCCUGUGUCUCCUAGACAAUCGAAGAAGCAGAAGGUAAACUCGGAGAAGAGUCUAGGUGAUGAUGGUGAUGAGAGAGAAGAAUUUCUCCAGAUUGUGGUAAAUGAAGAAGAGGAAUUUGGAGAUAUAGGUGAUGAUGGUAGGGAAGAUGAGAACGGUAUUGCUGGCAUUGAGGAAUUUGGUUGUACAAAUUUGAGUCUUUAUUUUGGUGAUAAAGCAAAAAAUGAUGACUGUGAGGUUGAUGAAGACGAAGGGGAUGAUGAUGAUAAAAUCCUUGAUCAUGUGUCAUCAGAUGAUGAGAAUGAAGAGGAGAUGAUACCUGCGCAAGCUUAUAGAGAAGACACUGAUCCAGAGGAGCUCCUUCGGCUAGGCAAGACAUUUUCAGAUGCUGAGGACUUCAAACAUGCUUGUCUCAGGUAUACCCUGAAAACCAGAUACAACAUCAAGUACUACAGAUCCAGUAGCUUGAAGAUGGGGGCAAAAUGUGCCGCUGAGAUGAGAGAUGAUGAGGCUCGAUGUCCCUGGAUGGUCUACUGUUCGUAUGAUAGGAGGAAACAGAAGUUGAUGGUAAAGACAUAUGUCAAUGACCAUAAAUGUGAGAGGACAGGGUAUUCCAAGAUACUUAAGAGGUCAGCAAUUGCAAGUCUAUUUGCUGAGAGGUUAAGGCUGAAUCCUAAGCUCACAGCAAAGGAGAUACUGUCUGAGAUCUUGAGGGAAGAUAUUGAGACCAUACCAGGAGCCACGGUUGGAAGCAAGAAGAGGUUCUACAGGCUCUACAUGUGUUUCCAAGCACAAAAGGAAGCAUGGAAGAAGACUUGUAGGCCUGUUAUUGGCUUAGAUGGAGCCUUUUUGAAAUGGGACAUCAAGGGACAGUUGUUGGCUGCGGUUGGAAGAGAUGGAGACAAUAGGAUUGUCCCUAUUGCUUGGGCUGUAGUGGAGAUAGAGAAUGAUACAAACUGGGAUUGGUUUGUGAAGCGUUUGGCCUUGGAUUUGGGAUUGGAAAAUGGGAACGGCUUUGUUAUAAUGUCUGACAAACAAAAGGGAUUAGUGAAGGCAGUUCAUACCCUCCUUCCAGAAGCUGAGCAUAGACAGUGUUGUCGCCAUAUAUACGAGAGCUGGAGGAAAGGUGGAAAAGAUCUAAGGUUACAGAGGUUCUUCUGGUUCAUUGCAAGGAGCUACACUACUGGUAUGUUCAACCACAACAUGGACGAGCUUAAGAACUAUGAUCCUGGCGCACAUGCAUCUCUGAUAAAGACAAAGCCAGAGACUUGGUCUAGAGCUUUCUUCAAGAUAGGCUCCUACUGCAAUGAUAAUCUGAACAACUUGUGUGAGUCCUUCAACAAGACCAUCGGGGAGCCUAGGAAGAAGCCUCUGCUAGACAUGUUAGAGGAGAUAAGGUGCCAAUGUAUGACUAGGAACUACAAUAGGUCUAAGAUGGCUAAGGACAGGAAGACUAGGUUCAUCCAGAAGACACAUAAAGAGUUAGACAAGGUUGAGAAGAAGUCAAAAGAGUGUAGUCUGCGUUGGGCAAUUGGGCCAAAGACUGAGGUGGAGGAUAAAGACCAGUCAUAUGUGGUGAAUUUGGAGAAUGAGACUUGUGCAUGUCGAAGCUGGCAAAUGAAUGGUAUUCCUUUCAUCCAUGCUGCUAAGGUCAUCCUUGCUACACAACCUAUAAGUGGCGUGAAACCUACAGUUUUGGGAUCAGACCUGUAA
This is a messenger RNA of Brassica oleracea var. oleracea, 2181 nucleotides long. RefSeq lists its product as uncharacterized. The transcript is spliced from 3 exons. Gene Ontology annotation, molecular function: zinc ion binding. The record is from RefSeq and is a predicted model, not a curated record. Bases 1 to 2181 code for a protein of 726 amino acids. Lineage: Eukaryota; Viridiplantae; Streptophyta; Magnoliopsida; Brassicales; Brassicaceae.